Trichomonas vaginalis G3 is the source of this 1314-nucleotide messenger RNA. RefSeq names its product cellular component assembly. The transcript has a single exon. Gene Ontology annotation, biological process: regulation of gene expression. The coding region runs from base 1 to 1314 and encodes 437 amino acids. Lineage: Eukaryota; Parabasalia; Trichomonadida; Trichomonadidae. Gene Ontology annotation, molecular function: chromatin DNA binding; protein binding; RNA polymerase II cis-regulatory region sequence-specific DNA binding. The record is from RefSeq and is a predicted model, not a curated record.
AUGAAUUCUACUGUUUCACCGAUUUCUACAACACCUCUUUUCGGCAAUAUUGGAGCUACCUUAGAGAACGCUUUCACAUCAGCAAAAGAAUUAUGCCAACUAAUGAAUGCCAAUGAAGAAAUGUCAAUAGCAUCGAGUCGUAUAGUUGCAUAUUUACCAUCAAAUGUUAAAAUUGAAGGUGAGGACGAUCAUACCAAACUAAUUUGCUUGGUAAACUCAAGAAUAACGGAAUUAAUCGAUCAAAUUAAAAAUCAACCAAACGCGGAAAAGCUACUCGAAAUAGGAAAGUGUUAUUACAUACUAGGCGAUUUUCCUAACGCAUAUGCAUCUUAUUUAUCUGCCUUUCGAUAUAACCAACAAGUCUUUACAUCCGAGGAUUGGUACUUAUUUGGGGCUUUACAUCAACACUUUACGGGAUACCAUGAAGCUUUAGAUUGCUUCCUCAAAGUUAACACUAAAGAAUUCAGCGAUGCAAAAAAUAAAGAUUUUACAAUGAGAUUUGCAAUUUUAAACCGCCAACUUAAGAAUUAUGAUUUAGCGUUUAAACUCUUCAGUUCACUUGCAAAUAACCCUCCAGAAAAGCUUACCGUUGAAGAUAUAACACUACAAAUCGCAUUCACUUCUUAUCAAAGCCUAAAAACAGAUGAUUCCCUGAAAAUGGUCAAUAACUUACUUGCUGUAUAUCCAAAGAACGAAUUAUUAAUCCGCGAAAGCCUUAUUUUACAAUUUUUAAUUUCAAAUACAAUUGGAUUGAAUGAAUUAUUACCAACAAUACUUAAUUACUAUAGAAAUUAUCCAGACUACUAUAUCAGCCUCCUUUUGGCUAGAAUUUACUAUUUAUUAGGCCAAUACGUUGAAAGUUACGAAUAUUUCAAAGUCUGUAUGGAUUAUUGGGGUGAAAAUGCAACAUUUUGGGUUGCCAUUGGCCUCUUGUACUAUCAGAAUGAACAAUUAGAUGAAGCAGCGAUUGCUUUUCAACGCUCGAUUUAUAUGAAACAAAAUGGACGAGUUGCAUGGCUAAAUCUCGGAUUUAUCUUUGAGAAAAAGAAUGAUAAAGAGAAUGCUAUCAGAAUUUACAAUACAGGCUUAAAACAAUGUAAUCAUCCUGAAUUUUCAAACAGAAUUAGUAGAAUCGGCCAAGGCCAACUAUUGGAGAUUGAUGAUAAUACAUUAUUCGAACAGGUACCAGAAACUGUUGAAAAACAGUACCUUCGAGCAAUUCCUUUGAUUAAUUUAUCUUUUCUGAAUCAAAAGAAGGACCAAGUGUACUUUGACCAAUCCUAUGAUUUGAUUUCCGCUUUUGGCCAACAGUAA